Sphaeroforma arctica JP610 is the source of this 2155-nucleotide messenger RNA. Its product is annotated as glutamate-cysteine ligase catalytic subunit. The annotation marks the transcript as partial. Gene Ontology annotation, molecular function: glutamate-cysteine ligase activity. NCBI's taxonomy places the organism in Eukaryota, Ichthyosporea, Ichthyophonida. Gene Ontology annotation, cellular component: glutamate-cysteine ligase complex. Gene Ontology annotation, biological process: glutathione biosynthetic process. The transcript has 14 exons. The record is from RefSeq and is a predicted model, not a curated record.
AGAUCGAAUUUAUUUGUGUUGUGCUGGACGACGAAAAGAAAACAGCACGUCUGAAUCUCCGGGUUCCAGAAGUUCUCGAUAUUUUGUACGGACCAGAGGCAUCAGGAGUACCAAGCUCUGAAUUGGAUAGCUUGUGGCGCCCCGAAUAUGGAAGCUACAUGAUUGAAGGUACUCCUGGGUCGCCCUACGGACAUAGUCUCAAGGAGUUGACGACUAUCGAAGCAAACAUGAGGAUUCGUCGAAUAAGAAUCAACGAACAGCUCAAGCCAGGAGAAUGUGUUGUGGCGAUGACUAACUUCCCCCGGCUUGGAUGUCCCGAUUGCACAGAACCACCCAGCCCUCCCCAAGGUCCCAUUGCCAAGUCGUUGUUCAUCCCAGACUCUGCGAUCAACCCGCAUCCUCGUUUCGGGACUCUCACAAAGUCGAUUCGCGAGCGAAAGGGUCGCCGAGUGGAUAUCGACGUGCCUAUAUUCCACGACAAGAAUACACCGAACCCAUUUGUUGAAGAAUUCCCCCAUGACGACGGGGAAGCAGCAAAAAUGGCAAAGCCCGAUACGAUAUACAUGGAUGCCAUGUGCUUCGGCAUGGGUUGCUGCUGUGUGCAGGUGACAUUCCAGGCGUGUAGUGUGGAGGAGGGGCGAUACUUGUACGAUAUGCUGACCCCCGUGUCCCCUAUAAUGUUGGCAAUGACAGCCGGUGCUCCAGUCUUCCGAGGCCUUCUGGCGGAUGUGGAUUGUCGAUGGAAUGUGAUCUCAGCCAGUGUAGAUGAUCGCACAGAUGAAGAGCUUGGUAAAAAGCCCUUGAAAGAGAACAAAUUCGUGAUCAACAAAUCUAGGUACGACUCGAUUGAUAGUUACCUAUCGCCCUUCCCGUACUUCAAGGCGAAGUACAAUGACUUGCCGAUAGUCUUGAACCAGGAAGUAUACGACGACCUCAAGCAAAAAGGUAUCGACCAUCUACUCGCACAACACAUCGCUCACUUGUACAUCAGAGAUCCGCUCGUGGUCUUCCAAGAAACAAUGGAUCAGGACGACGCGAAUCAGAGUGACCAUUUCGAGAAUAUCCAAAGUACAAAUUGGCAAACGAUGCGGUUCAAGCCCCCACCCCCCAAUAGUGAUAUUGGCUGGAGAGUAGAGUUUAGGUCGAUGGAGCUGCAAAUGACCGAUUUCGAGAACUCAGCCUUUACCGUAUUCAUCGUCUUGUUAACGCGAGCCAUUCUGUCCUUCAACUUGAAUCUCUACAUGCCCAUCACAAAGGUCGAUGAGAACGUCCAGACGGCACAGAAAAAUGACGCAUCGAGGUCAGAGAAGUUUUACUUCCGAAAGCAUCUGGAUGGCAGCACACUCACACCCGACUGCGACCCAGAUGCGUACGAGCUGAUGGACAUCAACACUAUUAUCAACGGGAACAUGCACAGAAAGCGGAAGACGAGUGGUGUGCUCCACGUAGACGAGGAGCCGACUGUAGAAGACGAGUGCGCGAAACAGAACGAAUUCCCGGGCUUGCUGGCCUAUGUGCGUGCGUAUCUGAACACUAUGGUCGUGGACGUCGAGACUAGCAUGAAAUUGCAGAGUUACUUGAACUUCAUAAGCAAAAAGGCAUCGGGCGACCUCAUGACCACGGCUCAGUGGAUGCGCGGGUACAUCAAAAAACACCCAGACUACAAACAGGACUCAGUAAUAUCAGACUCAAUCAACUAUGACAUCUGCAAAAUUUUCCUGGACGCCGGAGAGGGGCGAACCAUUGUACCGGAGCUGACUGGUGAUUUCGGAAAGAAAAAUCCUAUCGAGGUGACUCCAGGGCCUAAAGUCUAGAUAUCGGGGUGUUUUGGGAAGUCUUUCAAGUGUCAAUUACUCGAACAGAUCGAAGAACAAAAGCUCUAGGCUAUGUCCAUCGCUACAUCAUGUGUCGAAAUAGAGGAAUGUUCCCAGCUUUCUCGCAGCGGAUGUCACUCAUAGAUCUAUAUCGGAAAUACCUACGUAUACACACUUAAACACGCCGAGUAAAUUUGUAUAGUAGUUCAAAUCACCUACAGUCAUUUCGGAGACCUCAGCUCGUGAGGGUAUAUAUGAACGUGGGCAACAAAACACUCCACAGUGAAAUUUUACGAUCCAACCAUUAAACACUCCGGCAAAUUCAAGCUACAACACACGUG